Messenger RNA from Pseudophryne corroboree (corroboree frog), 641 nucleotides. It is a transcript of the gene TOMM7, whose product is annotated as translocase of outer mitochondrial membrane 7. The transcript is spliced from 3 exons. Lineage: Eukaryota; Metazoa; Chordata; Amphibia; Anura; Myobatrachidae. The record is from RefSeq and is a predicted model, not a curated record. The coding region runs from base 94 to 261 and encodes 55 amino acids. Gene Ontology annotation, biological process: protein import into mitochondrial matrix. Gene Ontology annotation, cellular component: mitochondrial outer membrane translocase complex.
CCGGCUGGCGGUGCUGCCAGUGGUAGUGCUGUGCUGCGUUUCCGCCGUGUAGGCGUGUCUCUCCUCUACCUGGUGUUGCCCUCUGCAGCGGCCAUGCCUGAGCUCAGCAAGGAGUCCAAGCAGCGCCUGCAAAAGGUGUUCAAAUGCGGACAGUUCACCGUCCGCUGGGGAUUCAUCCCCCUCAUCCUCUACUUAGGUUUCAAGAGGGGAGCUGACCCUGGAAUGCCUGAGCCCCACAUUCUGAGUUUGUUAUGGGGAUGAAGAAUUCUGCAUUGUAAGCAGUUUAAGAGGCGAGCACCAAAAAUAAUAAUCACUGAUGGGCCAGAAGAAAUAGGAAGCCGGGUGCUGCGACUUACAGACUGUGUAUGUUCUGUAGCAUGAAGCAUGGGUUUAUAUUUCUGCUAACUAAGGAAAAAGCAGAAACAAAGCCGCAGGAUCUCAGCUGGAUAUAUCAUGGGAAUACAGUUUUAACAAGAAUUGGAAAAGAACAGCAAUUGUAAAGGCCUUGUUCAUAUUGCAGGCAGUUGUUACUUUUUCAUGUUAUGUUUUGUACUGUAUACUAAUGUUCGAACUCUGUACACUUUUCUAACUUGAUCAUUUGUCAAACUGUCUGGUAGUAAUAAAAUAAAAAAUGGAAAUAU